Talaromyces amestolkiae is the source of this 546-nucleotide messenger RNA. RefSeq lists its product as uncharacterized. The transcript is spliced from 3 exons. Bases 1 to 546 code for a protein of 181 amino acids. Lineage: Eukaryota; Fungi; Ascomycota; Eurotiomycetes; Eurotiales; Trichocomaceae. The record is from RefSeq and is a predicted model, not a curated record.
AUGGACUACGCGAUGGAGGACACUCAGAACACUGCGCCUCAAGCCCACGAGGCAUCCAAGCUGGGCGCACCUGCUCCUCGAGGUGAUACUCAGAGCGUGACCAAGCGUCUGCAAUCAGAAUUGAUGCAACUUAUGCUCUCGCCCUCACCCGGAAUCUCCGCCUUCCCCAACGCCGACGGUAACCUUCUCUCGUGGACAGCGACCAUCGACGGACCAGCAGACACACCGUACGAGAACUUGGUCUUCAAGCUUUCGUUCGCUUUCCCCAAUAAUUAUCCUUAUGCCCCGCCGACCGUACUUUUCAAGACUCCAAUCUAUCACCCCAAUGUCGACUUUUCGGGUCGUAUCUGUUUGGAUAUAUUGAAAGAUCAGUGGAGUGCGGUGUAUAAUGUGCAGAAUGUGCUUCUCAGUCUGCAGAGUCUACUUGGUGAACCCAAUAACUCCAGCCCGUUGAACGGCCAAGCCGCAGAGCUGUGGGACAGCAAUCCAGAAGAGUUCAAGCGCCAUGUCCUUGCCAGACAUCGUGACAUUGAAGACGAUGAAUAA